AAACGAGAAGUGCAAAAAAGUUGUUGACAAGCUCCUUCGUUUUGUCGAUGAAAGCUCAGAAAAUGGUAAGAUGGCUCAUUAAUUAGACUGCGUUAACAUUCUAAGGAAUUAUCACUGUAAGAGUAUAUCUACCCUGAAACGUUUAAAUUUGCAAAUAAGUAUGACACUACUCCAGUCGGUGCUGAACUGGAAAGUGGACAUGCAAAGCACCAUAUGUUUUCAAGUGUCCCAGACACCAUUGUGCCUUCCAUUAGUAUCAGUCUGCUACAUGUAGUUAUUGAAAAGUUCUGAGCUAAAACCAUUUGUGACCUUGUUAACAAGUACCUGUAGGCUCGGAACAAAUAUUUUAUAACUCAAAGGUAACUAACAUAUCCAGUUGAAUAAAGCAGUUUGAUUAUUACGGGAAUCAUAUUGUGAGCGCAUUGAAAUUUCAAAUGUAUCAUUUGUAAUUGGUAAAUGAGCUUGGCUGCAGGUCUUUGUGACCUCUAGAUUUCCAACUUAAAGAUACAAGCCGUGCUUUAGUUUAGGUUAUUUCUUUCAGGUAGGAUAAGGAAUCAUAAAACAAAACUUUUCUUCUUAAAAAAGAUCGGACGUUACAAGCCAAUAUCAAUGCCAUCUCUUAGUUACCACAACACUACUAAUAUAUUUGCAAAGUAACGCAACUUGGAGAUACAGACAAGAACAUUGUAAAGAAACAUUUCAUGAGAUAAGUUAAACUCUUAGUACCAGUUUUAGCACUUUGUACAACACUAAAGACUUCCAUAAUCAGUCGAAGCUCUCACGUGAAGUGCCUCUGAUUAAAUGUUUCAUUUGCUUAACUUCAGCUAUCUCGGUUCUUUUUCAGGUAUCACUGAAUUUCUGAAGUUCACUACAGGAGGCUCUACACCACCUCCAACUGACAUUUUUCAGAUUGUAGUAGAGGUUUCUUCGGAAGCUUCAGCUAUAUUUGCGUCAACCUGCCUACGCAAAUUAGUUCUUCCCGAAUCCUUGGCUGAAGAAGAUGACAACGAAUUUCGUUUAUGUCUAAAUUCAGUCAUGGAUGGCAAGGGAAAUGCCUUCAGUGCCCCAUGAAAAAAAAGAAACAGCAAAUCUCAAUGCUAUGCCUGCCAACGUUUUUCUAAGUCUAUAAGGCGAGAGAUUGUUAUUCUGUGAGUGCCGAGAUUUUUGAAGAGGACGCACCAUAUCUGGAGAUUUCCGAAGACGUUCCGAAUAAACACAAAACAACAACAAAACAAAAGCGAAACACAACCUCGUCCCCAGUGCUUUUCCCUUCAAAAAUUCGUGGAAAGUACUGUCUUUUAAUCAUGUUACAUGAAUUUUUCGUUUCUCGCAUUAAAUUAGUUUACAUAUUUUUCGAAAGGGUAUAAAGGCGCGAGAAUUGGCAGGUAUACAAUUGGAUUUCGAGCUGCUAUGAAAGAAUACCCUGAGUUCCUUGAGGCUCUCUUUAUCCCCAGCAAGGAAGAGUUGAAUGCAGAUUCUGUCAUUGGCGUGCUUCAGUUCCCUAAAGAUAUGGAUGACAAUGAAAGUGUAGUAGCAGGUUACCUUCACAUGUUUAUACAGAAUGCAAAGGUUGACACACUGGAAAAAUUUCUCUCUUUUGCCACGGGUUCAAAGGCUCUUCCCGAUUUUGGCCUGGGAAAAAUUCAAGUGAAGUUUGAUAGGGUACCGGCUAUCUUUGCAUCAACAUGUUUGUUUCACAUUACAUUUCCAAAUCAAUUCGAAGACCAAGAUAGCUUAAGUUUGUCACUAGAG
This is a messenger RNA of Porites lobata, 1752 nucleotides long. Lineage: Eukaryota; Metazoa; Cnidaria; Anthozoa; Scleractinia; Poritidae. The record is from the annotation of a GenBank genome assembly.